Messenger RNA from Rhinichthys klamathensis goyatoka, 1841 nucleotides. It is a transcript of the gene mapk11, whose product is annotated as mitogen-activated protein kinase 11. Gene Ontology annotation, molecular function: ATP binding; MAP kinase activity. The transcript is spliced from 12 exons. The coding region runs from base 139 to 1224 and encodes 361 amino acids. Gene Ontology annotation, biological process: protein phosphorylation; intracellular signal transduction. The record is from RefSeq and is a predicted model, not a curated record. Lineage: Eukaryota; Metazoa; Chordata; Actinopteri; Cypriniformes; Leuciscidae. Gene Ontology annotation, cellular component: cytoplasm; nucleus.
GGUUCCUCCCAUUUCUGGCAAGUAGAUGAAGAGGAACUAAAGCCGGCUGCCUCCACACAUAGGCAAAUCUCGCAUGCGAAUGCGUUAAUAUUUUCCCCGACAGUUUUGCAAUAAAGAGCGUCUUUUCAAACGGAAGAUAUGUCGACAAGACCGGGAUUCUACCGGCAAGAACUAAACAAGACUGUCUGGGAGGUGCCAGAGCGAUACCAGAAUCUCACACCGGUUGGAUCGGGGGCAUAUGGCUCCGUAUGCUCAGCAUAUGAUGUGCGUCUUCGUCAGAAAGUGGCUGUUAAGAAGCUCUCCAGACCCUUCCAGUCUCUCAUCCACAGCAGAAGAACGUACAGAGAACUGAGACUGCUCAAACACAUGAAGCACGAGAAUGUUAUUGGACUGCUGGAUGUUUUCACCCCAGCAGCUUCUCUUGAAGAAUUCAAUGAGGUCUAUCUUGUGACCAACCUGAUGGGAGCGGAUCUCAACAACAUUGUCAAAUUUCAAAGACUGUCAGAUGAACACGUACAGUUCCUCAUCUAUCAGCUUCUCCGGGGCCUUAAGUACAUCCACUCAGCUGGCCUGAUCCACAGAGACUUAAAGCCCAGCAAUGUAGCGGUGAAUGAAGAUUGUGAACUCAGGAUCCUGGAUUUUGGAUUAGCCAGGCAGACAGAUGACGAAAUGACGGGUUACGUGGCGACUCGCUGGUAUAGAGCACCCGAGAUCAUGCUCAACUGGAUGCAUUACAACCAGACAGUGGAUAUCUGGUCUGUUGGAUGCAUCAUGGGUGAACUUCUGAAGGGGAAGGUUUUGUUUCCUGGCAACGAUUAUAUUGAUCAGUUAAAGAGAAUCAUGGAGAUGGUAGGCACUCCCACCCCUGACGUUUUGAAGAAGAUUUCCUCCGAACAUGCUCAGAAGUACAUCCAGUCUCUUCCGCACAUGCCCCAGCAGGACCUGGGGAAGAUAUUUAGAGGGGCAAAUCCACUGGCUGUUGAUCUGCUGAAAAAAAUGCUGGUGUUAGACUGUGACGGGAGGAUCUCAGCCAGUGAAGCUCUGUGCCAUCAGUACUUUUCCCAAUACCACGAUCCUGAAGAUGAACCGGAGGCACCUCCGUACGAUCAGACCCCUGAGAGCAAGGAUCGCACACUGGAGGAGUGGAAGGAGCUGGUGUUUGAAGAAGUAAACAAUUUCAAAGAUCCUCCCAAAAAAACUGAAAGCCUUCAGGUUGAACAAUAAAACUACAAUCCAGGAAGAUACCAACCUCGCCACUGUCCGCCCUUCAAACAUACGAACUACAGGAUUGAUGGACAUAUGAACAGACUGCAGUCCGACCAGAGACAAUGACAAUGUAUUUCCAAGGCAUGACGCCCUUCCUGUAUGUGGGUGUGUGUUCAUACACCCAUUUAAUUAAGAGCAAAACAUGACUGGUAUUGUUGGAACAUAAAAAAAAGUAUUAAUAUUACAAGGUGCAUGUUGUGCGUGUGUGUGUGUGUGUGUGCGCAGAGUUGUGUGUUUUGAGUGUUUUUUAUAUUUGAUGUGAGACAGGUGUCUAGGAGAAAGCAGGGUAUGGUGUCUUUCGUACAAGACCAAAAUAAAUUAAGCAAAAGGAGGAGAAGGCCACACUGGAGAAAAAUAUGUUUACAAUAUUGGACGGAGUGGGAUGUGUCUCUUAAAAAGUUUAUAUAUGCAUCAGUGUACAAAAGUCUCUGCAUAAAAUCAAAUCAGUUACGCAAUCUGUCUUAACUCAUUUUGCAUUUGCAAGGCUAUUUGAAUAUAACAUACCUCGAACGCAUCAUGUUUUCGCACUGAUUCACAUGUCAGGUAAAAAUAUUAAUGAGUUGUUUUGUUUAAAA